UCUUCCCCUUUAGAUAAUCUAACUUACUAUUGAAUGACUGUUACCAAAGAGACAAAUGUGUGAGAAAGCCAAAGCCUUUCUCUAAGUAGUAUGAAGAAGUAUGAGAGAUUUGAAGAUGAACAGAAUGGGAUUGAGGUUGUGGCAACAUUGCCAAUUGAUGCUGCAGAGGUCCAGCUUCCCCCAAAGAUGGGACAAGGGUAUUCAAGGGCAAGACGAGAUAUCAAUGGCACAGUGACAUCAGCUACCAGUCAAGAGCAAGUAGAUGCUCUGGAGAAUGCCACAUACUUCUUCUAUGACCACGAGGAACGUUUGAACUUCUUGUCAGAUGGUGAAGACUUAGAAGACCCUUCCCAACCUCCUACUCCUGGUUUCAGCAAUAAGUAUAUCUCAUGGAGAUUGAGACGGCUAAUCCAACACCUGUUCUUUCGCCUCCUGACUCUGAUUGUGAUCCUUUCAGAUAUAUGCCUCCUCAUUGCAGACCUAGCCACUGCAUCCCCUAUGCGCCCUCUGGGAUCCACUCUCACCUUUGAAACCCUCAAUAUCAUCUUUUCCUCCUUUUUCCUCUUCGAAAUUACUUUGAGGAUCCUUGCCUUACAGAAGCAGUUUCUUUACCACUGGUACAACAUUGUUGAUCUGGUUAUCAUUGUGGUAACCUUUAUCUUGGCUGUAGUGGAAUCUGUGAUCCGCACUGAUCAUGGCUAUCUUACUACUGCAAGGGUUAUAGUGCUUCUGCGUCUGCUGAGAGUGAUUCGCUUAAGUCGACUCAUCACAGAGAAGAAGCAUGUAGAAGCUGGUGCUCGGCUCAUGGUAUCCCAAAAUAAACGCAGAUACCAGCAAGAUGGAUUUGAUCUGGACCUGACAUAUGUGACAGACAAAGUGAUAGCAAUGAGUUUCCCUUCAUCAGGACGAAUGUCUUUCUACAGGAACCCGAUAAGAGAAGUGGCCAAGUUCCUGGACACAAAGCACAAGAAUCACUAUAAAGUGUACAACACAUGCAGUGAGAGAAGCUAUGAUGAGACUUUCUUCCAUAACCGUGUAGAACGGUUUCUCAUUGAUGACCACAAUGUCCCAACGCUGAAGGACAUGGUGGGGUUUGUAGAAGAUGCAGAGCAGUGGAUGAUUGCACACCCAGUGAAUGUGAUUGCUGUUCACUGCAAGGGGGGAAAAGGACGAACAGGGACCUUGGUCUGCGUCUGGCUCAUUCGUAAGGGUCUCCUUGCCAACUCAAAGGCCUGUUUGGACUAUUUUGGAAGGAGAAGGACAGAUUCAAAUGUGGGACACAAGUUCCAGGGCGUCGAGACUCCUAGUCAGUGCCGUUUUGUGGAGUACUUUGAAAAAGUACAUGCUAAUGGACUGCAACUUCCAAAGCCAGUGACCCUCAGUUUAUGUGGAAUUAACAUUAAUGGUCUGAUGGGAGUUGGAAGAGGAGAUGGAUCUGAUUUCUCUGUUGAGAUUGACCAGGGAAGAAGAAACACAGUCUUCACAGCCACAUUUGGCACACAGCAGAACUGUGAGACGGUAUACAAUACUGAGAGAGAUUGCCUGGAGGUGAAGCUCCUCAAUUGCCCUCCUCUGACAGGAGAGAUUAGAGUCCUCUUCCGUUGCACUUCGAGGAAAGUGCCAAUUGGGUAUGAGAGAGUGCCCUUCUAUUGCUGGUUUCAUACUGCCUUCAUUGAAGGCUAUCGGUUGGUGCUGAAGAGGGAGGAUCUGGAUAAUCCUCACAAGCCAAAGACAUGGAAGGUCUUCCGAGAGGCAUUCCAAGUGGAAUUCCUCUUUUCAUGAAUGGCUGAUCCUCACUUAUACCUUAUUCAUCUGCUACAUUCCUUUACUCCGCCAAUUGAAACUCACCACAUUGUAUUUUUCAGCAUCAUCUCCAAACCUUUACCCCUCUCAUAACAGAUUUUUUCACAGUGGU
Messenger RNA from Darwinula stevensoni, 1915 nucleotides. Lineage: Eukaryota; Metazoa; Arthropoda; Ostracoda; Podocopida; Darwinulidae. The record is from the annotation of a GenBank genome assembly.